Ochotona curzoniae (black-lipped pika) is the source of this 3185-nucleotide messenger RNA. It is a transcript of the gene SLC26A6, whose product is annotated as solute carrier family 26 member 6. Gene Ontology annotation, biological process: transmembrane transport. The record is from RefSeq and is a predicted model, not a curated record. Gene Ontology annotation, cellular component: membrane. Bases 534 to 2912 code for a protein of 792 amino acids. The transcript has 21 exons. Gene Ontology annotation, molecular function: bicarbonate transmembrane transporter activity; oxalate transmembrane transporter activity; chloride transmembrane transporter activity. NCBI's taxonomy places the organism in Eukaryota, Metazoa, Chordata, Mammalia, Lagomorpha, Ochotonidae.
GUCUUGUUCCUCCUUAGGUCAAGGCUGGGACUCCCUUGUGGCUCGGACGGCCCUGCUUGCAGGAGAGGCCUGGGGAACCAACUACUCAGGGUCUCAGAGAAAGCCUGAAGGGGACACGCUGAGCGGGAGGCUUAGGAAUAAGCCCCAAGAGCCUGGAUUCAGCACCAGUUAAGCCAGGGGUCACUGAACGCACCCCGCCCCCCCAGACCCGCCGGCAACCAGACGGGGAUUUCUGCUGCUCCUUCCUCUUCGAUCCUCUGCAAAGCCAGGAACCGGGAGGCGCGCCUGCAGCCCGUCAGCGUGCAUCCUUGGAUCCGGUUCUGCAGGACCAUCUGCUGGGAACAGCGGCUCAGAGGGACCCAGAUCAGGCGGCGGGCGAGGAAGGGGUUAAGCCCUCUGUCCGGAGGCUCGCCCCGCCCACUGUACGUCAUUUAGCCCCGCCCCGCGCGCUGAUUGGCCCGAGCGUCCGCGGAUCUGCAGGGGGUCGCUGGCCGCGGACGGGGUACGGGUCCCGGAGCGGCCUCUGCCUGGAGAUGGAGCAGUCGCCGCCAGGCCCCCGGCGGGCCGUGCGGCUCUCGGAUGCAGCGGGAGAGAGGGACACAGAGGCGCUGUUGCCAGCAGCCCAGGCCAUGGAGCUGCGGAGGCGAGACUACUGCGUGGAGCGGCCACUGCUGAACCAGGAGCAGCUGGAAGAGCUAGGCCGCUGGGGCCCUGCACCCAGGACCCACCGCUGGCGUACCUGGCUGCAAUGCUCCCGUGCUCGGGCCCAUGCCCUUCUGCUCCAGCAUCUCCCCAUUCUCGCCUGGCUGCCCCGCUAUCCUGUACGGGACUGGCUGCUAGGGGAUCUCUUGUCCGGCCUGAGUGUGGCCAUCAUGCAGCUUCCACAGGGCUUGGCUUAUGCCCUCCUGGCUGGACUGCCCCCUGUGUUCGGUCUCUACAGUUCCUUCUACCCUGUCUUCAUCUACUUCCUGUUUGGUACUUCCCGGCACAUCUCCGUGGGAACCUUUGCUGUCAUGUCUGUGAUGGUGGGCAGUGUGACAGAAUCCCUGGCCCCGGACGAGGACUUCCCAGCUGUCUCAAACGUCACAGUCAACCUGCUGGAUGCCUCAAACUUCACAGUUAAUGAGGCUGCCAGGGAUGCAGUUCGGGUGCAGCUAGCCUCCACGCUAGGCGUCCUGGUUGGCCUUUUCCAGGUAGGGUUGGGCCUAGUCCGCUUCGGCUUCGUGGUCACCUACCUGUCUGAGCCCCUGGUGCGCAGCUACACCACAGCUGCGUCUGUGCAGGUCUUCAUCUCACAGCUCAAGUAUGUGUUUGGCCUCCAGCUGAGAAGCCGCUCCGGGCCACUCUCCCUCAUCUAUACAGUGCUGGAGUUCUUCUGGAAGCUGCCCCAGACUGUAGUGGGCAUCUUGGUCACCGCCCUGGUGGCUGGACUGGUGCUUGUGGCCGUCAAGUUGCUGAGUGAGAAGUUGCGGCGCUACCUGCCCCUGCCCAUCCCAGGGGAGCUGCUCACGCUCAUUGGGGCCACAGCCAUCUCCUAUGGUGUGGGCCUGGAGCAGCGAUUUGGGGUGGACGUUGUGGGCAACAUCCCUGCAGGGCUGGUGCCCCCUGUGGCCCCCAAUCCGCAGCUGUUCGCACAGCUCGUGGGAAACGCCUUUGCCAUUGCCGUGGUGGGCUUCGCCAUUGCCAUCUCGCUGGGGAAGAUCUUCGCAUUGAGGCAUGGCUAUCGCGUGGACAGCAACCAGGAACUGGUGGCCCUUGGCCUGAGUAACCUCGUUGGGGGCUUGUUCCAGUGCUUCCCUGUGAGCUGCUCCAUGUCCCGCAGCCUGGUGCAAGAAGGCACGGGGGGCAACACACAGGUUGCUGGAGCCGUCUCUUCCCUUUUCCUCCUGCUCAUCAUUCUCAAACUUGGGGAACUCUUCCGAGACCUACCCAAGGCAGUCCUGGCUGCUGUCAUUAUUGUGAAUCUGAAGGGCAUGUUGCUGCAGUUCAAGGACAUCCCCACCCUCUGGAAAACAAACCGGAUAGAUCUGCUCAUCUGGCUGGUGACCUUUGUGGCCACCAUCUUGCUGAAUCUGGACCUGGGUCUGGCAGUGGCAAUAGUCUUCUCACUGCUGCUCAUGGUGGUGCGAACGCAGCUGCCCCACUACUCAAUUCUGGGACGGGUGCCAGACACAGAUAUUUACCGAGACGUGGCCGAGUACUCAGAGGCCAGGGAGGUCCCGGGCGUGAAGGUCUUCCGCUCCUCGGCCACCCUGUUCUUUGCCAAUGCUGAGUUCUAUGGUGAUGCACUGAAGCAACGGUGUGGCGUGGAUGUCGACUACCUCCUCUCCCAGAAGAAGAAGCUGCUAAAGAAGCGAGAGAUGCAGCUGAAGCGACUCAAGAAGAAAAGCAAAACCCAGCCUCAGACACAGGCUGAUCCUUCCAAGGUCACCUCUGUUUCCGUCUAUGUCAACCCCAGCCCGGGAGGCAUCAAGAUCAAUGACGUGGGAGACAUCAAGAGCAAUGACGUGGAAGACUCAAGGGAAAAGGUAAAGCCCGGAGAUGACCUGAAUGGUGUGGCGGCCAGCAGUCAGGAAGAUGCCAAGGCACCGGGCGGCUCCACACUGAGGAUGCUGGGCCUGCCCCAGCCCGACUUCCAUAGCCUUGUCCUGGAUCUAGGCACGCUCUCCUUCGUGGACACUGUGUGCAUCAAAAGCCUGAAGAACAUUUUUCGUGACUUCCGGGAGAUUGAGGUGGAGGUGUACAUUGCGGCCUGUCACAGCCCUGUCGUUGCCCAGCUCGAGGCUGGAAACUUCUUUGACACAUCUAUCACCAAACGCCAUGUCUUUGCCUCUGUCCACGACGCUGUCACCUUCGCCCUGCAACACCCAAGGCAAGAGGCCAGCAGCUCUGCUUUGGCCACAAAACUCUGACUGUGUCACCAGGCCUGCCUGAAACCGCCAGCACCUCUACAAGUCGACAUGGGAUGCUCCAGGAACCCCUCUCCGCCCCCGACCCACUCAUCCUGGUGCUGCCCUGGAGUCCCCUCCGAGCACAUACACACAACUCAGGGAUGGAGGUCUGGGACUCCCAGUUCAGUGCUCCAGGCCAGGGCUGGGGCGCCAUAGUCAGGCUGGCCUUGGCUAGGCGCAGGGAGGGAGCCGCUGCCUGUUUUUAGCCUCAGGAAUAAAGAUUGGUCAGCUCUG